UGUAUAUUUAACUCAACUUCCGCAUUAAUCUUUUACUUUUCUGAAAAAUGGAUUCUACUUCAUUUGUAUAUUACUUUUCAACAUUAUUAUUUCUCUCAAAAUUCUUUAAUAUUGGAGCAUGGAAUACAAGUGAAUGGCAAACAAAAGAAAAUCCUACUUUUAAAAGUUUUGUUCCAGAUUAUAAAAUCACUCUGGAUUAUGAUCAUCCUCGGGAAUACAUAUCUAGUCCAGGCUUUCCCCAUGAAGAUUAUCCUUCUGAUAUACAAAUAAUCUACGAAAUAGAAAUGAAAGUACCCGAUGAAAUCAAGCAGAUGAGUAACAGGAUAUUGCUUACAUUUGAAAUGUUUGCUCUUGAGGAAAGUGAUUUUUGCACCAAUGAUGGAUUGGAAAUAUCUGAUGGAGCAGGACAAGUCAGAGUGUACUGCGGUACUCAGGUAGGACGAACAAUACUAACUGAAAGCAAGAAGUUGUAUAUUCGAUUUUUUACAAAUCCCACCAUUGCAUCCAGAGGUUACAGUAUCUUGGUGGAAAUGUACAACACUCAAUGCUCUAAGCACUUCAAAGGUGACAGCACUGGAACAUUUUCUUCGCCUAAUUACCCUGGGCGGUACUAUGCCGAUGAUCUUUGCGUAUGGAAAAUUGAGGCCCCGGAAGGCAAAGUUAUUCGAGUGAAGUUUGAUGAAGUCUUCGACAUUCGUGCUUACGAGCCUCUUUGUGUUCAAGACUAUUUGGCAGUUAGUUUAACUGGCGAUUUUAGUACUCAUAUCAAAAGAUAUUGCCACGGAACCAGACCACUAACCAUGGUAUCCUCAGGCAAUUCUAUGCUUUUUAUGUUUCGCACAGACUGCUGUUUUGAAGGAAAAGGUUUCAGUGCCUCCUUUGCUCUAAUAGAUGAAGAUGAAAUAACACCUACACUGCCUCCUGACCCUAAACCACAGAUAUGUACUUGUGGAGAAGAAAACGUACAGGAAAUGGCACGUAUCAUGGGUGGUAAAGAAGUGGAGCCUCCAAAUCGAUAUCCAUGGGUGGUAGCACUGGUGAAAAAGAAGAAAGGCGUAGAUGAUUAUUAUUGUGGCGGAGCCCUAAUCAGCCCCGUAUAUGUUCUCACAGCUGCACAUUGCAUAGAAAAAGAAGAAGAAUCUGGCACUCGGAUAGCCUUAGGAGCACAUGAUACUGAUUCGAGUCCUGAGCCGGUUCCUAUUUCACAUUUCAUCUUUCACCCGAAGUAUUACAACAGAACGUAUUUGAAUGACAUCGCUCUGGUGAAGCUUCUGAAUCCUGCUACUCUUUCAGACAAAGUGCGGGUGAUAUGCCUGCCAACUUUCCCCAAAUUCACAUCUCCAAAUGACUUGGCAGUUGUUGCAGGCUGGGGAUGGCAGAGAUUUCAGCAAGGUAAAAACACAAAGCAGUUGCAUGAAGUAGAAGUACCUCUAGUAUCUCAUCCUACCUGUGUCUCGAAAUAUGGAGGAGUUAUUCAGGAAACUAAUCUCUGCGCUGGAGGUUUGAAAGGAAAAGAUUCCUGCUCGGGUGAUUCUGGUGGACCUCUCUUUGGGAAAUAUGAGGGCAAGUGGUAUUCUGUGGGUGUUGUUUCUUGGGGUAUGAGUUGUGGUCAGGAAGGUUAUCCCGGUAUCUAUACGAGAGUUUCAGAAUACCUCGAAUGGAUAGCAGACGAAAUCAAAGAUUCCCCACCAUGCGAAGAUGACAAAGAAGAAAUUCCACCACCAGUUCAACCUAAUUUGGAAAACUGUGGAAUACCCAAUGAUAAAGAUGAAGCAAGGAUUGCAGGAGGUAUUGAAACCGAACCUCUAGAAUUCCCCUGGAUGGCUAUGAUUGUAUAUAAUAGGACUGUUGUCGGAGCUGGAGCAUUAAUAAGUCCUUAUUAUGUCUUGACAGUAGCAAGCAUUUUUGAUAACUGGAUGGAAUGGUAUCCUGAAAUCUUGGAUGUCUUCCUUGGCAAACACAGAAUAUCUGUAAGAGAACCAACUUCCAAAAAGUUUGAUGUUCAAGCUGUUUAUCACCAUAAAAGUUACGGUAACCCUACGCCAUACAACAAUGAUUUGGCACUUCUGAAAUUACUACAACCAGCAGGAGACCAAUACAAACCUAUCUGUCUACCGAGAUCGGAUGCUUGGUAUCCUUCUUCUAUGACUCUUACCACUGCUGGUUGGGGAAGAACGUCCAAAAGAGGUGCUGGCAGCGAUGUCUUGUUAAAAGCUAACUUAGAUGUUUGGUCUGAAGAGGCCUGUGAGCAGAGAUAUCCCGGUUGGUUUACGCAACAAAUGAUAUGUGCGUAUAAAAAAGGAACCGACACAUGCGAAGGUGACAGUGGUGCCCCUCUCAUGAGAAUAUACUACGGAAGAUAUUAUAUAGCUGGAGUGUCUUCCUGGGCCAGUAAGGAUGGUUGUGCAGCAAUCGGAGCUCCUAGAGUAUUUUCUGCUAUACAUCAAAACUUGCAAUGGAUAUCUAGUAUGACAGGACUAGAUGUUGCUUAAAAUGUUCUGUUUUGUUAUGGGUUUAUUUUAAAUAAAAUGU
This is a messenger RNA of Argiope bruennichi, 2532 nucleotides long. Its product is annotated as ovochymase-1-like. Gene Ontology annotation, molecular function: serine-type endopeptidase activity. Bases 48 to 2492 code for a protein of 814 amino acids. Lineage: Eukaryota; Metazoa; Arthropoda; Arachnida; Araneae; Araneidae. The record is from RefSeq and is a predicted model, not a curated record. The transcript is spliced from 18 exons. Gene Ontology annotation, biological process: proteolysis.